CACCGAAAACAAGAUCCAAAGUGGGAACCCUCGAACCAACUUUUUCCUUUGUUCAUGAGCUCGAGAAACAAAAUCCCAUUUUAAAAUUACCCAACAAAAGUUUAUUCUUAAACCCCUUUUAUAAAAUUAACACUUGAUACAGCUGAUUGAUUAAGCAUGGAAUAAUACAUCUUCGAUAAUAAUUAAUAUAAAAGGAAACUCCUUUUGCCUCACUCUUCAGUCUUCUCUAUCACUCUUUUUCACUUACUCUUCUUUCUUCCUUCUUCCGCCGCUCAUUCAAAAAUGGGUCGAUGUGCUGCUGCUGCUACAUUUAUUCUGGUUUUCUUGGGUCUUAAUUUGGCUUCAGCUAUCGAAGAUGGUCUAUUAGUAAAUGGAGAUUUUGAGACCCCACCAGCAGGAGGAUUUACAAGUGCAAACAAUGACAACGACAUAGUAGAUGGGCCCAUAUCUAUUCCAGGCUGGCAAACAAACGGCACUAACGUAGAGCUAGUUUCAUCAGGUCAAAAACAAGGGGCCAUGAUCUUAAUCAUCCCAGGAGGAACACACGCCGUCCGAUUAGGAAACGAGGCACAGAUCAGCCAAGAUCUAAAGGUGGAAAAGGGUUCGGUCUACGCUGUUACAUUUAGUGCUGCACGCACCUGCGCACAGCUCGAAUCUCUUAAUGUAUCUGUGGUCCCCACGCGAGCAUCCUCAGCCGUUGAUCUUCAAACCGUGUAUACUGAUCAAGGGUGGGAUUCGUAUGCGUGGGCGUUUGAGGCUGAUGAGGAGGAUGUGAAGCUUGUGUUGAUGAAUCCUGGUAUGGAAGAGGAUCCUACUUGUGGCCCAAUUAUUGAUGAUGUUGCUGUUAAGAAGAUGUUUAUUCCUGUUAAGCCCAAAGAUAACGUAGUACUAAAUGGAGACUUUGAAGAAGGACCAUGGUUGUUCAAGAACGAGUCCCUUGGCAUCCUCCUUCCAACCAACAUCGACGAAGAAACAACCCCAUUACCAGGAUGGAUUGUGGAAUCAAACCGAGCAGUACGAUACGUAGAUUCAUAUCACUUUGAUGUUCCACAGGGAAAAAGAGCCAUUGAACUCCUGUCAGGAAAAGAAGGCAUAAUUUCUCAAAUGGUUGAAACCACACCAAAGAAAGAAUACACCUUAAGCUUCUCAAUGGGACAAGGUGGUGACAAAUGCAAAGAGCCUCUUGCUAUUAUGGCAUUUGCAGGGGAUCAAGCUCAAAACUAUCAUUACACACCCGACUCUAACUCUACCUUCCGUAGAGAGGGUCUUAAUUUCACGGCUAAGGCCGAUAGAACCCGGAUUGCUUUCUAUAGUGUCUACUACAACACUCAGACUGAUCAUAUGAGCUCUCUUUGUGGUCCUAUGUUGGAUGAUGUUAGGGUUUGGGGGGCUUCUUCUUCUUCCAAGAUUGGUCUUGGAAUCUUUGGUCUUUGCUUUUCGAUUCUACUUUUCUUUUUGGUCUAGACCUUAAUUAAUUAAGAUGUUAGUAUGCUAUUUUAUAUAAAUAUAGGUAUGUAUGAUUAUGAGGAGAAACUUAAUUGUAACUUUUGGAUCUAUAGCUAAGGCUAUUAGAUAACUUCUCCUUUGCUAAAUAUGUAAGCUUUCUUCAUUUUUAUUGUUUCGUA
This is a messenger RNA of Spinacia oleracea (spinach), 1625 nucleotides long. RefSeq names its product protein DUF642 L-GALACTONO-1,4-LACTONE-RESPONSIVE GENE 2. NCBI's taxonomy places the organism in Eukaryota, Viridiplantae, Streptophyta, Magnoliopsida, Caryophyllales, Amaranthaceae. Gene Ontology annotation, cellular component: plasma membrane. The coding region runs from base 283 to 1464 and encodes 393 amino acids. The transcript has 3 exons. The record is from RefSeq and is a predicted model, not a curated record.